UGACAGGUUUUGUCUAUUGACGUGAACUUUUCCAUCGUGACUUUGGCUCCAAGUUGCGGCAACGUUCUUGGUAACUCGGCUGCGCGAUCUGACAAUGUAAACAAACUUUCAUUUCGGUGCCGGAAUAAUAGCCUAAUAUUGUUCUCGUAAUGAAAGUAAACAAUAUAACUUCUAGACAACUUUACAAGUAUUUACUGAGAGAAUGUAAGAAGCUUCCUGAAAACGCCCAGAGUCAUUACAAAUAUCACAUAAGACAGGGAUUUGAGCAACAUGCAGAAGAAACUGACCCAGAACGCAUUAGUCAGAUAAUAAGUCGGGCAGUGGAGGAUGGGAAGUGGGUUAUUGAAAAGUAUACCAAAAGGAAUUAACAGUACAGAGUAAGCUAAAACUCACUCCAAAGAACGGGAGUACUGUAAUAUGGAAAUUGCCAUUGAAGAGUCACCUUUCUCAGGAAAUAGAGAACAUUUCUGGGGUGCUGUGCAGAUAUACACCGAGAAGUCUCACAUUCUGAAUCGCAAAAUAUGUGGAUCCUCUAAUAUAGCUAUUGGAUUUUGCAGUGAAGACUUUUACAAUGAUAAUAUUACCUCUGAAUUUGUUGAUAGACUUUCUCAAGAUGUAAAGUCCUAUGAAAGGCCUCUUGAAACAGGUGCUAAUAACAUUCAGUCAAACAGUCAGGCACUUUUUAGUAAUGACCAUCAGGAACUACAACAGAUUGAAUGCCUAAGAAGACUUCUAAAGAGAGAGGCUACAUUUCAUCAGACCAAUACCAAAAACUGUUCUUUGCAAACUCAGGCGGCAGAUAACUUGGAUAAAGAUGAACCGUGUUCAGAAUCAGAUGUUACCUUGGUGAGGAAUGGAACAAGCAUACCGUGGCAGGAGCUGUCUUCUCAUAAGAAGAUUGCAGUUGCUGUUAUUAGAAAAAUUCAUCCCAAACAAUUGCAAAAGUUUGCUCCGCAAUUAGAAGUGGUAUUACUAGAUGGUUGGAAAACAUCUGCAUCUUAUAUAACUAGACUAGUUGCACAAGCAACAACUGCUCUGCCACGCAUCAAUUACUCCUUCCAGUUGAGCAACAGUGGAAUACUAUUGACUGCUGUUGUUGGUGAAGGUUGCGAGGUAAAAUCAUCUGACAGUAAUGUUUUGUGGUUGAAGAACAACGUACUUCCAAAAAUUGUUAAAUGGGCAACAGAAGUUGAAGAUGAUGGGAUGAAACCAGAGCGAGGGUCUCUCACUCUUAUGAAUGUUCAGGAGUACAACGAACUUUAUCAAAAUCUAAAAGUCAAGUAUGGACAACCUUUAGUUGAGAAUUGGCCAGAGAAUACUGAUCCUCAAAAAUUUGUAUUUGAAGAUGUGGCCAUUGCAACUUAUCUUAUUUUGUUGUGGAGAAAGGAGAGAGAAGUCAAAGGCAUCACUGAUUACCAGACAUUUGUUGACUUGGGAUGUGGAAAUGGACUCCUUGUUUACAUUCUCUCAGGAGAAGGACAUAAAGGACUUGGGAUAGACCUCAAAAAGCGAAGCAUCUGGGACACUUUUCCAGAAAGAGUGGUUUUGCAGGAAGGUGUUGUUGAACCCUCAUGCAAAAAUCUCUUCCCUGACUAUGAUUGGUUGAUUGGUAACCACUCUGAUGAACUAACUCCAUGGCUUCCUGUCAUAGCAGCCAAGUCAAAGUAUACAACACGCUUCUUUGUGAUUCCUUGUUGUGCCCAUGAUUUUGAUUGCAAAUACAAAAGACAGCAUGCUGGGAUAAGCCAGUAUGCCGAUUAUAUUCAAUAUAUUAAAGAAGUGGGCUUAGUUUGUGGUUUCCACAUGUCACAGGACAAGCUGAGGAUUCCUUCAACAAAAAGGGUUUGUCUCAUUGGGCAAGAGAGAACGUAUAGUUUUGAUGAUUCACCCCGGGUCAUGAGGGGUAUUGAUGAAUUCAUACAAAAUAGAAAUGAGUUCAAUGCAAAGGCAGCUGCUUUUGAAAAUGGAACCAGAUUUGUUAACAAUGUUGAUGAAAGUGGUAAAAGGACUGCUGAUUCUCUAUGGUCAACCAAUUUCAAGGCCAGGGAAGCAGUGCAACCAGUCCGCAAUUGUACAAGGUUGAAGGAUGAUGUGAAGCAUGACUUGCUUGCUACUAUUGUUGAUAUUCUCUUAGAAAAGAAGCACCUAGUUGAGGUUGAUGUUGGUUGCCAAAAAUCAGUUUAUUGGGAUAAAGGCAGAAGUAUAAACUUGGGAGACUUAGCCAAACGAAUUGGCCCAGAGCGGUUGUUAUCCUUGAAGAAGGAGUGUGGAGGCCUCCAGACAUUACUGAGAAAUCACAGACACAUGUUCUCUAUUUUGCAAGGGGAAGUUAGUCUUCAGAUUCCUGUGACUGAAUGGAAAGCCAGUGUUCCAAAGGAUCGCAUUAAAACAAAACAGUGUUGGUUCCAUCACAACCACUACCAGAAUUGUCCAUUGCCCUCAUCUGCUUGUAUAUAUGCUCAUGGUGAAGAUGAUAUUAGAACUAAUUUAUAGAAAUUUUUUAUUUGUU
This is a messenger RNA of Macrobrachium nipponense, 2509 nucleotides long. RefSeq names its product probable tRNA (uracil-O(2)-)-methyltransferase. Gene Ontology annotation, molecular function: metal ion binding; tRNA (uridine) methyltransferase activity. NCBI's taxonomy places the organism in Eukaryota, Metazoa, Arthropoda, Malacostraca, Decapoda, Palaemonidae. Gene Ontology annotation, biological process: tRNA methylation. The record is from RefSeq and is a predicted model, not a curated record.